UUGUCAGCAGAGGAGCUUCUUAAAGAUCCGUUCCUGCAAGUUGAGAAUGGUCCUAGGCUAGGUCGUAGCAGGUCUCGCCUAUCCAUGGACAUAGAUAAUGAGGGCAGACAGAAUUAUGCAAGCAGUGAUGCCGGAAGCAACAAAGGCGGUGUGCAUAGUCCUGUUUUCGAAGUUAAGAGGACAAAUAAGAACAACGAGUUUAGGUUGACAGGAGCCAAAAAUGAUGAUAACUCGAUAUCAUUGACCUUGCGAAUUGCUGAUACUAAUGGUGGAGUAAGGAAUAUACAUUUUCUCUUCUACUUUGAUACAGAUACUGCUCUCGCGGUGGCAUCAAAGAUGGUCGAACAUUUGGAGCUUGCAGAUCAUGAUGUAGCCUUCAUAAUUGACCUUAUCGAUUACUUGGUAUUUAAGCUUCUACCUUGGUGGAAGCCUUCAUCUACUCGUUGCUCACUUGGCGAAUCAAUUUAAUACAGUAGGUCAACA
This is a messenger RNA of Arachis ipaensis, 483 nucleotides long. Its product is annotated as putative serine/threonine-protein kinase WNK4. The record is from RefSeq and is a predicted model, not a curated record. NCBI's taxonomy places the organism in Eukaryota, Viridiplantae, Streptophyta, Magnoliopsida, Fabales, Fabaceae.